GCCACCUUGGCGGCUGGCAGCAUGAUGCAGGCCCACGGAGAUUUCGACGUUGCCCUCUCCAAAUACAAGGCGGUAGCCAGCACUGCGCCGGAAAGCCCCCCGCUGUGGAACAACAUUGGGAUGUGCUUCUUUGGGAAGAAGAAAUACGUAGCAGCUAUCAGCUGCCUGAAGCGGGCAAACUACUUGGCUCCCUUUGACUGGAAGAUCUUGUACAAUUUGGGGUUGGUCCACCUCACCAUGCAGCAGUAUGCGUCCGCUUUCCACUUCCUCAGCGCCGCCAUCAGCUUCCAGCCCAAGAUGGGAGAGCUGUAUAUGCUCCUCGCAGUUGCUCUGACAAACCUGGAAGACAUUGAGAAUGCAAAACGUUCCUAUGAGCAAGCUGUGGCACUGGACAAGUGCAACCCCCUCGUCAACCUGAACUAUGCCAUCCUGCUCUACAACCAGGGCGACAAGAAAGGAGCCCUCUGCCAGUACCAGGAGAUGGAAAGGAAGGUCACUGCGGCCAAGGAGAGCGCUACUCUUGACUUUGACCCUGAGAUGGUGGAGGUUGCCCAAAAGAUGGGAGCUGCCCUGCAGGUCGGGGAGAGCCUGGUCUGGAGUAAACCUUCUAAAGAGUCGAAAUCCAAGCAGCGAGCUGCUCCGUCAGGGAAGUCCUCCAGCACUCAGCAGCCUUUGGGCUCUAACCAGGCCCUGGGUCAAGCCAUGUCCUCCGCUGCGGGGUACGGGAAAACCAUGCAGCUACCCUCAGGUGCCGGAGCAUCAGCUCCACUUGCAAAGCCUCCCUCGCUGCCUCUGGAACCAGAACGGGGCUCAGAAACAAGCCCCGAGGAGACCUCAGCACCAACGGGACCCGAGGAACAGAGGAAAGAAAAGCGCAGGAGCCGGCAGGCAGCGGACUAG
Messenger RNA from Pterocles gutturalis (yellow-throated sandgrouse), 900 nucleotides. It is a transcript of the gene BBS4, whose product is annotated as Bardet-Biedl syndrome 4. The record is from RefSeq and is a predicted model, not a curated record. Gene Ontology annotation, molecular function: protein binding. NCBI's taxonomy places the organism in Eukaryota, Metazoa, Chordata, Aves, Pterocliformes, Pteroclidae. Gene Ontology annotation, cellular component: ciliary basal body. The annotation marks the transcript as partial. The transcript has 6 exons. Gene Ontology annotation, biological process: protein localization to cilium; cilium assembly.